AAUAUGCUCUUAUUUGAUCCAUCAGAUUUUAAGCCAUGGGAAAGAGCUACCCAACUGUCAGUGAGGACUACCAGAAAUCUAUUGAAAAGGCCAGGAGAAAGCUCAAGGGUUUGAUCGCACAGAAGCAAUGUGCUCCUCUUAUGCUUCGUCUUGUAUGGCACUCUGCUGGUACCUUUGAUUGUACUUCAAAGACUGGAGGUCCCUUUGGUACAAUGAAGCACCAGGCAAAGCUGGCUCAUGGGGCUGACAAUGGGCUUGAUAUUGUUGUUAGGCUGUUGGAACCCAUCAAGGAAAAAUUUCCCGAAAUUUCUUAUGCUGACUUUUACCAGCUGGCUGGAGUUGUGGCUGUUGAAGUUACUAGAGGACCUGAAGUUCCCUUCCACCCAAGCAGAGAGGACAAGCCAGGGCCACCCCAGGAAGGACGUCUCCCUGAUGCCACUAAGGGUACGCUCUGCUCUGUACUACUGUGUUAUGCACUUUCUUAA
Molecule: messenger RNA, 485 nt
Organism: Spinacia oleracea (spinach)
Lineage: Eukaryota; Viridiplantae; Streptophyta; Magnoliopsida; Caryophyllales; Amaranthaceae
Product: L-ascorbate peroxidase, cytosolic-like
Exons: 4
Coding region: 36-485 (149 amino acids)
Biological process (GO): hydrogen peroxide catabolic process; response to reactive oxygen species; cellular response to oxidative stress
Cellular component (GO): chloroplast
Molecular function (GO): peroxidase activity; heme binding
Source: RefSeq, a predicted model, not a curated record